Messenger RNA from Phaeodactylum tricornutum CCAP 1055/1, 807 nucleotides. RefSeq lists its product with no specific name. The transcript is spliced from 2 exons. Lineage: Eukaryota; Bacillariophyta; Bacillariophyceae; Surirellales; Neidiaceae. The record is from RefSeq and is a predicted model, not a curated record. Bases 1 to 807 code for a protein of 268 amino acids.
AUGCAUACGGCUGUAGGGGAAAAGCAGCUGGAAAGGCAGUCUACCAAAAUCAAAAUGCUAGAAAAGACAGUUCGAACAUUACAGAACGAUAAGGCAAUUUUGUCGGCGGCUGUGGAAGCAAGAGAUAGUAGACUUUCGAGCAUGACUGAUCUUCAAAUGUCGCUGAAGGAAGUUGAAAGUAAGCUUGGUAUACAGGAAGCUCUGCAACACAAGCUCAAAGAAGCGAAAAUGAAGUGUAAGAGUCUCCGGAUGCAAACAAAGUCUGCUGAGGAAAACGAAAAUGUUUAUCAGGAAAAGCUAGCUAAACAUGCCCGCAAAGUCCUUGAUCUUGAGGGUCAUGUAAACUUGGCAAAUGAUCAACGCAGGUCGUGUCAAAAAGAGCUCAGCAUGCAACAGAUUGCGAUUCAAAGCUUAAAGCAGAGCGUAACAGUUGCAAACAAAAAUGCGAAAGUAUUUCCAAGGAAAUUAGCAAGAUAUGUCGGAAUGGUAGAAGCAUAUGCUCGUCGUCAGGAGAUUGUUCUUCUUCGAGAUCAGAAACGGAAAGCAUUGGAAGAGAUGCAGUACUGCCGGGCUGCGUGCGAGCAAUCACGGGCGGCGCAGAAAAUGGCAGGCCUUGAUAAUGAUAUGGCCAAGGUACUGGAACAAAAUUUGGAGCUGGAACGGUUGCUAUCAGAGUUGACCAAGUAUGUUAGCGCCAAAGAAAUGCAGCUCGAAACUCUGAAGCAAGUGAACGACGCUCUCAAAUCGGAGCUAGGGAGCAUAACUAAAGGCAGGAUGACACGAAAUAUGGGAAAGAAUGAUAUUUGA